AUGAAUCUGUUAUUUUGCUUAUUUUUUUAUGUCCUUUUUGUCCAAUCCCUAAUUAAGGAAUUUCAGGCUAUCCAUGACUUUUUAUUAAUUGAAAUUUUCAGUGAUGAAUGGCCUGAUAUGAAAAUAGAAGUCGCAGAAAACUAGCUUAUCAUGGGUGAAAUUGCAUAGGAAAGUACUCAAUAUUUAUCCAUGUAUUACAAACUCAAAAUUGGAGUAUAAUAUAAAUUAGAUAUUUUUGUCUUGCCUGAUAGUAAUGUUACUAUUCAAGAGGUCCCUUAGAGAAAUUGUCCAAAUAACUGUUCCAAUCAGGGAAUCUGUUAAAACUUGCAAUGCCACUGUCAAUCUAUGGCAGCAGGGUAUAAAAUGCUGAUAUAUAAAUGUAGAGAUAGAUGCCAAUUUGAAGUUGCUUAACUCUACAAUAUGACUCAAUAUUCUGCAAACCUAAAGCCUCAUUAAACAUAGAUUAUUGGAGUCUUUUAUUAGCAGUCUCAAAUGAUAGAUGACUAAAAUUAGACAAGAAAUUUCCAAAUUUAGUCAUCUUCCUCUAUAAAUUCGUAGAUUUUUCUACUUUACCCUUUUUAAAGUGCUUAUUCAAAUAUGGUUGACAGCAAAUUGAUUUAUGAGGGAUAGUUGAAAUCAACUCCUUAGGAAAUCGAUUAUUCUAGUAAGUUCUAAAGGUACCAUAUUGAAGCCAGUUACUUCACUUUUCUCUUAGUAUUAAAAAACAUGAAUUCUCAGAAAUAAGAUGUCGUUCUUAAAUAUCAACUAUUGGAUAAUGAUUAAAAAUUCCAAGAUUUUAUAUUAGUGGCAAUUCUGAGUGUAAUUUCAUUCAUCAUAUUGCUGAUUAUAAUUUAUGUGGUUAGAAGAAGGUGUUAAUUUUAAUAAUAGAGUAAAAUCAAAGAAAAUCAAGAGGAGGAUUUUUCAGAUAAUAUCGCAAUCUAAUUCAUGCCUAUAGUAAAUCCAGUCAAAGAUUAAGUCUGUGUAAUUUGUUUAGAUCCAUUAGAUGACAGGUUGUGUAGAUAAACUCCAUGCAAACAUAUCAUGCAUGAUAACUGUUUAAAAUAAUGGAUUUAAAAAUAAUUGAGUUGUCCCAUGUGUAGAGAAACAUUUAACGAUGUAGAAUACAUACCCAGAGUCUUUAAGUCAAGAAAUCAGACUUCCAAUACAUUAAUUCUCAGUCACCAAGGCCAAUCUAUUGUAUAAAGUGAACGUAAUUCUGUUCGUUCUAUGAUCAUCACUCGCACAAGAUAAAGUAGAUUGGCUGUUUUUUAAUGA
Messenger RNA from Paramecium tetraurelia, 1275 nucleotides. RefSeq lists its product as uncharacterized. The transcript is spliced from 2 exons. The record is from RefSeq and is a predicted model, not a curated record. Lineage: Eukaryota; Ciliophora; Oligohymenophorea; Peniculida; Parameciidae. Gene Ontology annotation, molecular function: zinc ion binding.